Messenger RNA from Purpureocillium lilacinum, 2541 nucleotides. RefSeq lists its product as uncharacterized. Gene Ontology annotation, biological process: regulation of DNA-templated transcription. Lineage: Eukaryota; Fungi; Ascomycota; Sordariomycetes; Hypocreales; Ophiocordycipitaceae. The record is from RefSeq and is a predicted model, not a curated record.
AUGACUCGACAACACGAGAUCGACGAGGCAACAGAAGGCGAGCAGACCGCCAAUGGCAAUGGCGCUGCCGAGGAUGCGUCCCCGGGGCCACAAACCGCGGAGACGACUACGGCGACGGUCCCAGCUGCUCAAGUCGACAAGAGCCCAUCUGCUCAAGCUCCAACCCUGACUCAAGUGAUUGUCCCUGCUCCCGCCCUGGCCCGCGUGAUGGCUCCUGGUCCUAGGCGCAAGAGCAAGACGCCCAUACAAGAUGUCUCCAACUCUAUUCGCAUCCAUGUCGACGGUCGGGUCAAGAAUCCGAUACCCAGCAGGAUCCAGCACAUCGCCAAGAAAGACAGCGGCAACUUCUCCGUCAUGCACAUUGGUGUAUCUGGCACCAUGUCCGAAGAUCCGGACGCUGCCGCCAGACGAACCAGCGAGAGGACCGCAGCGCAAGCAAGGCAGGCGAGUCAAGGAGGCUGGCAACCACCCAAGCGCUCACGAGCCGCCUGGCAUACCGACGGCCCGGACACUCCCGCAUCCAGGCUCGCCUCACAGCCGCCAGCCGGGACGCCGCGACAACACCAGCAGCCUCCCCUCGCCGGCCCGCCGCCUCAAGAGGCCAAGUCAGAACAGGCGCGGCUACUUACACUGCUUCGAACGCUGCAUCCCCUGCUGGUGGUGGAUCAGCUAUGCAAGGCCCUGGCAUACUUUGGCGGCAUUCCUGGCGCUCCGCCUCCCGCGGACGGCGUAUUCCCCCAGAGUGCGACUAAGAACGGACCCGGCUCGCUCCUCGUGGGCUGGCUUUCCGAAAUCUUCCCUCACGUCGAAAACCCUGGUUCAAUCGCGCCGCCGCUACAGCUCCCACCCCGGUCGUCUGCGCCUGAUGCACCGAAUUGGGGCAACGUCGUUCCAUCUGGCACAGCUCCUGGCAAGAGGCCUCGGGGCCGGCCCAAGGGUAGCAAAAGCUCGAAGGCUCGCAAGGACAAGGGCCUCAAGAAGUCUCGCCCGGCAACGCUCCAGAGUGCAGGCGUUUCACAGCCCACGGCAGUAGGCGAUCGUGACGAAAUCGGCGACGCUACGUCUAAUACUCCUGCAGCAGCCGCGGCAUUGGAGCCGCUUCAGCCCGCAGCCACCGAGACGGAAGCAUCCGCGCCAGAUGUGCCGGCCAGCAACCCCAACCCGGAUUCGAGCAUCAUUAGCACUCCUGGUGGGAGGAAGAGAGGCAGGCCCAAGGGGUCCAAGAAUCGUCCCAAGAGCAAGCCAGAUGCUCCGCAGGAAACCCCCGAUCAGCAAGGCUCGGAACCGCCCGCCCCGGCCCACCAAUCCCCCAACACAGCGCCGCCAACAUUCAACGCUGGUCAGAGCGUCGCCGCUUUGCCCGCCGGCGGCCUUGGUUCAGGCUCACCUCCGAGGAACCUUGCUUUGAACAACGGCGCAUCGUUGCCAAGCCAGUCUAGCACCAGGGCUGCUGUGCCAUUUGUCCCCAGCUCCCAGAGCCCGAGCCAGCCACACGGACAGCAUACCCGGCCUCCUGUUCUUUCAAAAGCACCCCAUCAAAAUGGCCGCACAACGGAGACAAAGAAGCGGGCGCGGGCAGCAGAGAGCAGCGAUCAAGUGUCGACUGAGGAGGCUGCUCACCAAGAUGAGACAGCAGGCAGGCGACAGAAGGCACCCAAGGCCAAGAGACGACGCGUGACGAAAGAUACAAACCCCGGGCACGUCACGGGAGCCGCGCAAAGCACGGAACAAGACACGAGGCGCUCCCAAGCUGUGUCCCAGAGCUUCGUCAGCGAAACAACGACGCAGCCAACAUCUAGGAGCUUCGAUUCCCAAGACUCCGUACACGAUAGCUUGUCCACCCGGAGAGAAGGGACGGUUCGGGGCAGCCCUCAACAGCAUCGACAUCAACACCAGCAGCAGCACCAACAGACGCAACAACAGCAAUUUGGCUCGCAGCAGCCAAACGCUUCACCUACUCUGACGGGAGUCGAUCGUCGUGCUCACCCUCCCAUGCAGGCCACCUCGUCCCCACAGAGAAGAGAUGCAACCACGACUUUCUACGGGCUACAAGCUCAUUCGGGCAUGUCGCCACAAAUGGUCUUUGCUCAACAACAGCGCCAGGAACAGCAGCGCCAGGAACACCGGCGGCAACAGCAGCAGCAAUAUCAACAGCAAUCACCCCAGCCGCCUCAGACGACAGCCCCCCAACGCACCAACGCCAACAUGUCUCACGGGGUUAAACCCAUGGACAGCCAUCCGCAGUAUCGACAAAACAUGGCGGCGCAAGCGCCCUUCGGCUCCGCAGUGGCCAGGGUUUCUCAGCAACGUAACAUGGGAGCUGGCCGUGGCCAACGACAAGGCCCACCGCAGCAACCAGUGGCCCGACAGUCACAAGGAGGGGCCAACCAGAGCCGGUCGCAGCUCCAAGAACAGCAGCUCGGCGAGAUGAACUCGUUCGCUUCGUCUUACGGGGAACAAAGCUUCCUCAAUAUGGACUAUGGGCUCACCGAGCGGGAUCUUCAGGAUGCCGAGGCCGUUAUGGGCCGCCACGGUGGAUGA